UUAAACCCUAAAAACGUCUGUUAACAAACAGACAUUAGCCUCCACCCCCUCUGCGCCGCUUCAGUGUCGAAAACCCCCUGCCUGUUCAAUCUUGGCCUGAACGGAGGUGGGAUUCGGCAAUGCACCGAUCCAGGUACGAUGCUAGCCUGGAGCAAGUACGGAGGCUCACGUGGAUUUGGCGCGUAGGCGCUACACGCGUUCGGACGCACCAUGCGCGAGGAGGAGGCCUGGCUCUGCUGCAGUGGUGGAGGCUGAAUGCUGCUAGGGUUCGCUGAUUUCUGGUUUAGGCUAGUUGGGCUAGGGUCAUGAACGAGAGCAUUGGUAAGGUUAUCAAGAAGUUCCGACGAAAGGAGGAUGAGCCACCAGAUGAGGAGGGGAGGCUGUUCAGAUGGAUUCUGAUGUCCUUAAAAAGGUUUCCUUUAGAAACAUGGUAUUGAAUGCAUCACUAGAGACUGAAUCUAAAAAGGAAUCCUGGGUUGAGGAUGAUAUUGAACUAACAGAUGAAGAUGUAAAAAAAGAGAUAGUGGAUGAUGUUUCAUCCAUUGAUUUUUCUGAACGUGUUUAUUCACUUUGAAAAAAGUAUGGCCAGAAUGGUAGUUGUAAAAUUGCUUGGGAGGACGAUUGGAUAUAACGCCUUAUGGAAAAAAAUGUGUUCUUUAUGGAAACCGACACAAAGAUUUCAGUUGAUGGAUGUCAAGAAUGACUAUUUCUUGGCAAAGCUUGAGUCAAUGGAGGAUUAUACGAAUAUUCUACCCAAGGGUCAAUGGGUGAUCUUUGGACACUAUUUGACAGUUCAACCACGGUUUCCUAGUUUCACAACGCUACAAUCAUACCCCCACAAAGUUGUUGCAUGGCCGGGAUUGUCAGGAACGUUAUACAAAAAGAGCAUUCUCCAUGAAAUUGGAGAAAUGAUUGACACAUUCAUAAAGAUUGAUCUCCAAAUUGACAAGGGAUCACAAGGCCAAUUUGCAAGAUUUGUUGUGCACGUCAACUUGCUUAAACCUCUUAUUUUGAAAAUCAGGAUAGCUAAAAGAAUUCAUCGUGUAGAAUAUGAGUCUGUACCAAUUAUUUGCUAUCACUGUGGUACUUAUGGACAUUUGAAGGAUAAAUGCCUUCAAAACAAGAAUGAGGAAGCUAUGGAUGAAAAGAUUAAUGGUGAUAAGCAACAUUUUUACGAAGAAUCGAACUUGAUUGUUGCUUAUCACUUGUCGACAAGUGUUAAUCAUGGAAACAAUCAAGUUCAUGGAAACAACCAUGAUUAUCAAUUGGAUUGUUUCCAUGAUCCACUUGGAUUGGUUCUAGAAUAAAAGGGCCUAAAAGCCAUCACUUCCUAGAGCUUUUAAAGGGGCCAUAUCAAACAAUACUGCUUUAAUUUCAUCGUCUGACACUUCUUUUCCAAGAAUCUAAACAUCACAUUGCUCAAGACUAGGGAAUGAGCUAAGGGGUAAAAUACCCAUGGGUCCAGGUUGUUCGCCAUAUAACUUCUAAAAUAAAUUAAUUGCUUCAAGUUGAAGGGCUUCAGCAUCAUAUA
Molecule: messenger RNA, 1531 nt
Organism: Gossypium raimondii (Peruvian cotton)
Lineage: Eukaryota; Viridiplantae; Streptophyta; Magnoliopsida; Malvales; Malvaceae
Exons: 3
Coding region: 528-1307 (259 amino acids)
Molecular function (GO): nucleic acid binding; zinc ion binding
Source: RefSeq, a predicted model, not a curated record